Ricinus communis (castor bean) is the source of this 1539-nucleotide messenger RNA. Its product is annotated as lysine-specific demethylase JMJ30. The record is from RefSeq and is a predicted model, not a curated record. The coding region runs from base 107 to 1342 and encodes 411 amino acids. The transcript has 6 exons. Gene Ontology annotation, molecular function: 2-oxoglutarate-dependent dioxygenase activity. Lineage: Eukaryota; Viridiplantae; Streptophyta; Magnoliopsida; Malpighiales; Euphorbiaceae.
UGAUUAUAUAAAGCCACCUAAUCAUUCAGUAACUCCCCAAAAUAUCCUUCGCUUUUCUCUCUCUCUCUCUCUCUCUCUCUGUAACUACCACCAACAACCGCCACUCAUGUCCGGCGCCGUCAGUAUCACCGAUCACCUCUCCACUCCACUUCUCGACGCCGAAUCCCCGAAUCUCCUCCAAUCAAUCUCCUCUCAUGGCGGCUACGCUUAUGUCAGAAUGGCAACUCUAGCCGCCUCCGGCAACUUCCGAGCAGCUGAGGCGGCGCGUGAGAUGGCUUGGGAGCAGCUUCAUUGCGGUCCCUGGCAUUCCGUUUCACCCGUCUGGCGAGACGCAUACUCAAUGGCGUGUCUCCACGUGGCAAAGUUCCAUUAUCAAAAUGGUGAGUUUAAAGAUGCGCUUAGGGUUUUAGAUAUGGGAGUAAUCAUGGGAGGAAUGUUAUUAAGGAAAGAUUUGGAUUCAGCUAUUGAAAUCAUCACAUCAAAAGCACGAGAGGAAAACGACAGCAAAAGUGAUCGUUUUGAUAAUUCCAAUUCUAAGUUGGUUCAAGAAACGGAAUUUGAUAAGGCGGAGGUGCUUCGUGUAUUACCAGCAAAGUCAUUGUCUUGUAACAAUGUGGUUAAAAAAUGUGGUUUAUCACUGGAGGCAUUUCUACGUGAACAUAUAUUAUGUGGUUCUCCAGUUAUAAUUAGUGAUUGCAUGGCUCAUUGGCCUGCCAGGACUAAGUGGAAUGAUUUGGGUUAUUUAACAAGAGUUGCUGGUGAUAGAACUGUUCCUGUUGAGGUUGGAAAAAACUAUUUAUGCAAUGAUUGGAAGCAAGAGCUUAUAACUUUCGCCCAGUUUCUUGAGAAGCUUCAGUCAAAUGACUCUUCUUCUGAUGUCCCCACUUAUCUUGCUCAGCAUCCAUUGUUUGAUCAGGUAAAUGAACUGCGGAAUGACAUUUGUAUUCCUGAUUACUGUUUUGCUGGUGGUGGGGAGCUUAGGUCCCUCAAUGCUUGGUUCGGUCCAGCUGCAACAGUGACACCAUUGCACCAUGAUCCGCACCAUAAUAUACUUGCUCAGGUUGUUGGCAAAAAGUAUAUUAGGCUUUAUGAUGCUUCAUUAUCAGAUGAACUUCAUCCAUACAGUGAAACUAUGCUCUGCAAUUCCAGCCAGGUUGAUCUAGACAAUAUAGAUGAGAGCAAAUACCCAAAAGUGCAUGACUUGGAAUUUAUGGACUGCAUUUUAGAGGAAGGGGAAAUGCUUUACAUCCCGCCAAAAUGGUGGCACUAUGUCCGUUCUCUGACGACAAGUUUAUCAGUUAGCUUCUGGUGGAGCGAGUCUGGAAGUUCAGCUGUGUCUUAAUGUUGUAGUGUUCUCAAUUUCGAUUCUUUUUUAUAUGACGAGCAGAGUGUGCUAAGAUAUUAAGUGGAUGCAAUGCCAGCAUAUUAACCCUUGCAUUACUUAUACAGAGAUCAAAUGAAACAAUGUAGGCGUUAUGCCAAAGGAUGGAUUGAUGAUGCUGUAAUCAUUGGAAGUCCCUAAUGGAAAACUAUUUAACA